ACUCCCCUAGAUAGCUUUCCGAACACACAAUCAGCGGUGCCAUAGAAAUGCUCUGUUGGUGUUUGCCUAACAAUCCCAGUAAAGCUCCGACGUUGGCCGUGUCAAGCGAGAUAAGAUUUGGGGUCAAAGAGUGACACUCCGAGUCGCUUUUCGGGGCCUCAGUCGCAAAUAGCAGUCGCCUAAUAGCACACAGUGUUUGUUUGUCUCGCUAAGUCAUGUCGUUAAGAGACGGCCUCCUGCUGGGCAUGGGAAAUCCCCUGCUGGACAUCUCAGCCGUUGUCGAUGAAGUCUUCCUGAAGAAGUACGAUCUCUUGCCGGACAAUGCCAUCCUCGCGGACGAGAAGCACAAGCCAAUGUAUAGCGAAUUGGUGGAGAACUACAAUGCCGAAUUCAUCGCCGGAGGCUCAGUGCAGAAUACUCUGCGCGUGGCCGAAUGGAUUCUGCAGCGCGGAAAUGUGGCGGUGUUCUUCGGCUGUGUGGGUCAGGACAAGUAUGCCAAGAUCCUGGAGGAGCGCGCCCACGCGGCAGGCCUCAAUGUGCAGUUUCAGUACACCAAAGACGCACCCACGGGCACCUGUGGCGUGCUGAUCACGGGCCAUCACAGGAGUCUGUGUGCGAAUCUCGCGGCCGCCAAUCACUUCACCAUUGACCACCUGCAGAAGCCGGAGAAUGAGGCGCACGUGCGCAAUGCCGAGUACUUCUACGUGUCUGGCUUCUUUCUCACCGUCAGCCCACCGUCGAUUCUCUCUGUGGCGAAGCACGCGCUGGAGUGGAACAAGAUGUUCAUCUUCAACUUGAGCGCGCCCUUCUUGUCGCAAUUCUUCAAGGAGCCACUCAUGCAAGUGCUGCCCUAUGUGGAUAUUCUGUUUGGGAAUGAAACGGAGGCGGAGACUUUCGCGGAGGAGCAGAAUUUGGGCACGUGCGAUGUCCGGGAGAUUGCCAGGCUGAUGGCGGACUUGCCGAAGGUGAACAGGAAGCGGCAGCGCACUGUUGUGAUCACUCAAGGCGCCCGGCCGGUGCUCGUGGUGCAGAAUGGCGUGAUGCACGAGUUUCCGGUGCACAAACUCGACAUGGCGGAGGUGGUGGACACAAAUGGGGCCGGAGACGCUUUUGUGGGUGGCUUCCUCAGUCAAUUGGUGCAGGGGAAGGCGCUUGAGGCGUGCGUCAAGUGUGGCAUUUGGGCGGCGCAGAAGAUCAUCCGGAACUCUGGAUGUACUUUCGAGGGGAAGCCAGAUUUCGAUCUAUGA
Molecule: messenger RNA, 1247 nt
Organism: Phlebotomus argentipes
Lineage: Eukaryota; Metazoa; Arthropoda; Insecta; Diptera; Psychodidae
Gene: Adk2
Exons: 4
Coding region: 216-1247 (343 amino acids)
Biological process (GO): purine ribonucleoside salvage
Cellular component (GO): cytosol; nucleus
Molecular function (GO): adenosine kinase activity
Source: RefSeq, a predicted model, not a curated record